This is a messenger RNA of Arachis stenosperma, 1170 nucleotides long. RefSeq names its product probable beta-1,3-galactosyltransferase 8. Lineage: Eukaryota; Viridiplantae; Streptophyta; Magnoliopsida; Fabales; Fabaceae. The record is from RefSeq and is a predicted model, not a curated record. The transcript has 7 exons. Gene Ontology annotation, molecular function: hexosyltransferase activity. Gene Ontology annotation, cellular component: Golgi membrane. The coding region runs from base 1 to 1170 and encodes 389 amino acids.
AUGAGGGGGAAACCAGCUUCAGGAAAGGCCAUAUUCGUUUUAUGCAUUGCAUGCUUCCUUGCUGGAACACUCUUCACUGGUCAAAUGUGGACUCGUCCCUCUAACACUGACAAUAAUAGUAAUAAUAAUAAUAAUAAUAAUAAUUUGGUGCCUCUACCCAAACCUCGUGACUGUGACCAUAAACGAAAGUUGAUUGAAGGCAGAGCUGGUGAUGUAAUGGAGGAAGUGUCAAAGACCCAUCAAGCUAUCAAGUCGCUGGACAAGGCCGUAUCAACGUUGGAAAUGGAGCUGACAGCAGCUCGGAGAAGCGAAAAUAGUGGGGAGCAGUUGAAGAGGCAAGAGGGUGGUUUACAGAAAGCUUUUGUGGUGAUUGGAAUCAACACAGCGUUCAGCAGCAAAAAGAGAAGAGAGUCGAUACGGGAAACAUGGUUACCGAAAGGAAGCGAGCUUAAGGAACUGGAGAAAGAGAAGGGGAUUGUUGUGAGGUUCAUGAUAGGCCACAGCACCACUGCAGGUGGCAUUCUCGAUAAAGCAAUUGACGCAGAAGAGGCUCAACACAAUGAUUUCUUGAGGCUCGACCAUGUUGAGGGCUACCAUGAGCUUUCUACCAAGACUCGCCUCUUUUUCUCCACUGUUGUUUCUUUGUGGGAUGCUGAUUUCUAUGUCAAGGUUGAUGAUGACAUCCAUUUAAAUCUUGGCAUGCUAGUGAGUACCCUUGCUAAGUACAGAUCAAGACCUAGGGUUUAUAUUGGCUGCAUGAAAUCCGGUCCAGUUCUAUAUCAAAAAGGGGUAAAGUAUCAUGAGGCUGAGCACUGGAAGUUUGGAGAAGAAGGGAACAAGUAUUUCAGGCAUGCCACUGGCCAAAUAUAUGCCAUCUCCAAGGAUCUUGCUACAUAUAUCUCCAUCAACUGGCCCAUAUUACACAGAUAUGCAAAUGAGGACGUCUCUUUAGGGUCAUGGUUAUUGGGCCUAGAAGUUGAACAUAUCGAUGAACGCUCUAUGUGUUGUGGGACACCUCCUGAUUGUGAUUGGAAGGCAAGGACAGGAAACGUGUGCGUGGCAUCUUUUGAUUGGUCUUGCAGUGGAAUAUGUAAAUCGGUGGAGAGAAUGAAAGAUAUACACAAAGCUUGUGGGGAAGGAGAUGGAGCUGUUUGGAACGUUGACCUCUAA